AUGACACAAGAUGCAGCUAGCCCCCACGACAACCAGCCGUCCGACUCUUCUCACAGUCUGUCCGGGUCCCCUAAUUCCUCAGAAAGUAGCUCGAGUGAGAGCGGUUCCAGGAAACGCGCUUAUAGCGAGGGCCCGGGCCUGCUGUCUCGAAAGCAGAGCGUAAUGGAAGAUGACAACCCCAGAGAGCGUUUCCACUUGAGAUUUCUCGUCAGGUCUCAAUACUGCUCGCGAAUUCUUGGCCACGGAGCGCGUCGACUUCAGGAGCUCAAGGAACGAGCCGCCCAGCGGAAGAGCUCCCUUGAAGCAUGGAUCUCCCGUCCAGCUAACACCGAGUACCGCGUUAUGCACGCAGUAGGCACUCCGGAGAGCGUAGCAAAAUUUGUCGGGUUGAUCACGCGCGUAAUUUUGGAAGAGCCUGAAGAUGCCAGUAACUCUCACUCCAAGCCUUACACCCUGCUCGUUUUGAUCCCCCAUGCCAUGAUGGGUCGCUUGAUUGGCUCGCGAAUGGCUCAUUUCAAGGAAAUUGAACGCCAAUCAGCCGCUCAUCUUAGUGCCGACCACAAUAAGCUGCCCAAUUCUGAUGACCGUCUGGUUUACAUCGCCGGGGUUGCCGACUCGUUACAUAUCGCUGUUUACCACCUCGGCGUGGCGUAUCUAAGGGAUCCCCAGCGAAAAACUACAUCUACUCCGUUUGAACCGGCACCUGGUGUGGAAAUCGAUAUCCGUGACCCACAGUCUUCCCGAGAACGAACUAUCCCAAAGCGCCCCUCAAUGGGCGAUUUAGCCCCAAGAAGAUCCAACGAUGGCAUGAGAUCGCAAGUAAAAAAGGAGCAGAAAGUCGAAGAGCCCCCAUCAAAGCCACAAGAAAAGCUUCAACUGCCUUUAUUGUCAAAUAAUGUACCACCAGCACUUCUCACUGCUUAUGAGGUGGCACGUGAAUCCCACAAAGAACAGCUUAGGCAGUGUGUGCCAGUUAAAAAUGCUCGCUCGGAAGCUGUUGAGACUCUCAUUGAUAAUAUAAGAAGGGUGACAAAAGUCAAAGUUGAAACUGUUGACGAUGAUACGCUAGCUUUGAGCGGUGCACCUGAGGAAAACACAUUAGCUUUGUACUUAUUGUACAGGUUUUUACGAGACGUGUCGACGUGA
Molecule: messenger RNA, 1146 nt
Organism: Wickerhamiella sorbophila
Lineage: Eukaryota; Fungi; Ascomycota; Dipodascomycetes; Dipodascales; Trichomonascaceae
Product: PAB1-binding protein 2
Exons: 1
Coding region: 1-1146 (381 amino acids)
Biological process (GO): regulation of gene expression; regulation of RNA metabolic process
Cellular component (GO): cytoplasm; nucleus
Molecular function (GO): mRNA binding
Source: RefSeq, a predicted model, not a curated record